Messenger RNA from Lathyrus sativus (Indian pea), 468 nucleotides. The record is from the annotation of a GenBank genome assembly. NCBI's taxonomy places the organism in Eukaryota, Viridiplantae, Streptophyta, Magnoliopsida, Fabales, Fabaceae.
AUGUUACGUAGACUCAUCUCUUCACAAAUCAAAACCCUAACUUCUUCUUCUUCUCCUCUCCGAUCUCCUUCCCCCGCCGUCGCCGUUUCCUUGCUCUCCCGCCACUCCUCCACCCAAUCCGAUGACAGUACUGCUGUUAAAAAGAAGGUUGAGGAUAUAGUGCCGAUUGCUACUGGUCAUGAACGUGAGGAGCUUCAGGCUCAGAUUGAGGGUAGGGAUAUUCUUGAGAUCGACCACCCUGAAGGUCCUUUCGGCACCAAGGAAGCACCGGCUGUUGUGAAAUCUUACUACGAUAAAAGGAUUGUUGGAUGCCCAGGUGGUGAAGGCGAGGAUGAGCAUGAUGUUGUCUGGUUUUGGCUGGAGAAAGACAAACCUCAUGAAUGUCCCGUGUGUGCACAGUAUUUUGUGCUCGAAGUGGUAGGACCUGGUGGAUCGCCUUAUGGACACGGUGAUGAUCAUCAUCAUUAA